This is a messenger RNA of Protopolystoma xenopodis, 357 nucleotides long. The record is from the annotation of a GenBank genome assembly. NCBI's taxonomy places the organism in Eukaryota, Metazoa, Platyhelminthes, Monogenea, Polystomatidea, Polystomatidae.
AUGAAAACUCAUAUCUGCGGCACCCCAAACUACUUGGCUCCAGAGAUUUUCUUCCUCCAUGGGCAUUCAUUUGCGUCGGAUUACUGGGCUGCAGGAGUAACGCUCUACUUCAUGCUGGUCGGACGGCCUCCAUUUCAGCCUGACCGUCCCGUCGACCGUCCUCGGGAGGGCAUGCCAACUGAAGCGCCAUCGCCUGUUGCCAAGACGACCAACAGUUCUACCGCCGCAAUCACAUUAGGCAGACCGAUCGAGUCGCCUACGUUGUGCACAUUGUCUGCCCAGACGAGAAUGGCUUCAAAUGAGGCUCUGGGGGUGGAGAACAGUCGCCAGUCUGUACUCCAGUCUAUCUACCGACAG